UCCGCCGCUCUCCUCCCGGCUCCCGGCGGUUCCCGAGCCAAGGGCCUGCGGCUGGAGCUGCCGAGCGAUCGCCUGCUGAAGUUCGUCACCGUGGGGCUGCCCCUCUGCCUCGUCUCGCUGGCUUUCGCCCGGGAGUUCUCCGCCGGCUUGCAGAUCAGCUGCUUCUCUCCCACCAACUUCACGGGGAAGCAGUCCGCCUACGUCGACACGGCUUGCUGGGACUCCCUCGUCCACCACGGCUUCGAUGCCGAGGGACACGCCGUCACCAAGUCCCUCUGGGCUCUCAAGGUCUUCCCCUACUCGCUGCUGGUGGUGGCGGUGCUCAUGUACAUGCCUUACCUGCUGUGGCGUUACGCGGCCGUCCCCGCCCUCCACUCCGACCUCCUCUUCAUCAUCGACGAGCUGGACAAAUCCUACAACCGUUCCGUGCGCCUGGUGCAGCACAUGAGGAAGGUCCAGCAGGCCAGCGCCGAGCCGGAGCGAUUCUGGGAGGAAUAUGAGAGGGCCCGCCGGGAGAGGUAUUUUGAGUUCCCGUUGCUGGAGCGCUACCUCACCUGCAAGCAGCACGCCCACUCCUUGGUGGUCAUCUACAUCCUGAGGAGCCUGCUCCUGCUCUUGUUCAUGGCUGCCACCUGCCUCUACCUGGUCUUCCUCCACCUCAACAUCUUCUUCCAGGAUGAGUUCAGCUGCUCCAUCAAAACGGGGCUGCUCCAGGCGGAGCCCCACAUCCCCCCGCUCAUCCCCUGCAAGCUGGUCUUCUUCUCCGUCUUCCAGCUCAUCAGCCUCUCGGUCGGCGGCGUCUACGUCCUCCUCAUACCCGUCGUCAUCUACAACGCCCUGCAGCUCUGCCAGUGGGACAAGGGGCUGCUCUCCGUCUACGAGAUGCUGCCCGCCUUCGACCUCCUCAGCCGCAAGAUGCUCACCUGCCCCGUCAACGACCUCAACGUCAUCCUCCUCUUCCUCCGGGCCAACAUCUCCAAGCUGACCUCCUUCGGCCGCCUCAACGCCGUGAGCGCCUUGAGGGAAGCUGCCGCCAACAAGCAGGACAUCGAUACCGUCGUUGACUUCAUGACGCUGCUGGCCGGGCUGGAGACCACCAAGCCCAAACACCACACUUGCGCCCUCGAGCCCGACGGCAGCGCGCCCCUCUCCAACGGCGGGGCUCUAGAAACGAAGCCUGGAGUGGAAGCGACGGGAAAAGCCUCCCGGGACUCGCUCGGCUCUGCCUGA
This is a messenger RNA of Aptenodytes forsteri (emperor penguin), 1230 nucleotides long. RefSeq names its product pannexin 3 (gene PANX3). Lineage: Eukaryota; Metazoa; Chordata; Aves; Sphenisciformes; Spheniscidae. The annotation marks the transcript as partial. The transcript is spliced from 5 exons. Gene Ontology annotation, biological process: positive regulation of interleukin-1 production; monoatomic cation transport. Gene Ontology annotation, molecular function: channel activity. The record is from RefSeq and is a predicted model, not a curated record.